AUGGACAACACUAACAAGUGCAAAAAUUGCCAGAAUUCCAUUACAGAGGGCCAGGCGUACGAGCUGGGCGGCGAGAGAUGGCACAUAGAGUGUUUCCGGUGCUCGAAGUGCGAUAAGGAGCUCGGAGUCAACUCGAACUUCCUGAUGCUGGGAACGGGCUCGCUGGUGUGCUCCGAAUGCUCCUACUCGUGUAAAUCGUGCGGCAAGAAGAUCUACGACAUGGCAAUCCUUACGGGCGACCAGGCAUACUGCGCGAACUGCUUCAAGUGCAAGUCCUGCAAGCGCCCUAUCGAGGAUCUGCGCUACGCGCGAACCUCCAAGGGCCUGUUUUGUAUGCCGUGUCACCACAAGCUGGUGGAGCGGAAACGCAAGUACGAGGCGAUCAAGUCGCGCAAUUUUGGUUCCUCGCUAGAGCCGCAGUCGUCCGCAGACACCGUGCCGUCUGACGAGAAAAGACACCUAGACGAUGAUCUGGACGACAGCAAGCCCCUUUCUGCCACGGAAAAGGUGCAAGUGGCGUCUCCUCCCAAAGUCACCAAAAGUCCUGUCUUGCAGAAGGUGGAGAGGUCUCCCAUCGCGAUCGAGCGGGAACGGCCGGAGGAGCUGCUCACCAUCCCGUUGCGUUCACCAAAUAGAGGCCAACGCUCUCCCAACAUUCAGCCCGUGGCGGCGUUCACGUCGCCCAAAGUUGACGGACUGUCCGAAACCAACAUGAUGACGCUUACGCCGCUCAAAGCGGACCGGUCUCCGAUCACAAUGACCGGCGUUGUCUCGCCUGGGAACAGAAAUGCUUUUAUAUUUGAGCAGGAGCAGGAGCCGGAACCUGAGUCGUUUGUCGAUCUGAGCGACGACGAAACCGACGAGUCGGACGAAAACCCCAAAGAGGCCCCUAACCCGGUGCGCUCGCCAAGCAAGAGGCCCCCUACCGGCACUAUACCACACGCACCCGAGAGACAGAGCUCGUCGCCGUACAGGGGACUCAACAUUUCCGGCCUCCAGCUGGCCGAUGACGAUCAGCGCCAGCACGAGUUGCCAGGGGAAGUCAGCAGGGACAAGGAGAACACAGGGUUUCAUUCGCGAAAGUCGUCAGGUGGUUUCAGUCGGUCGUUGUCCAUCAAAAACGUUUUCCAUAGACACAAGAAGAGCAACAGCGGAGCCGGGCUGGAGCAUGCCAGGACCCAGACCUUGCGCGAUGCGAGCCCCCCCCCACUGGACCAGGACGAGCUCCUCAAGACCCCCGACUUCGGCUCGCCGUUGCUCAGCCAUAAGCGCACCCAAUCAGAUCUCACCACGAAUCCGUUUUCUCUGCACCUGAGAUCUCGCUCCGACGUCGUUUAUGAGGAAUAUCAGCCGGAAGCGCAGAUACUUCAGGUGGACAAGCAGCUCAAGGAGCUCAAAAGCGAGCUAGCAUCACUUACGAGCGCAAAGGCGAACUUGAUGCGGGACAUCCAGUCGCUGACCGCUGAGAAAACCGGAUUAGAGGAAGAGAUCGCUGUUUUGAGAGAACAGAAGGAGAAGCUGGAGACAGAUACCGUGGCGGAGUCCAAGGAGUCGGAGUCCACCGACUCGCCGUCGUUUGCACAGUCGGACGACACACUGCCCCAGCUGCCGUCCAAGAUCUCUCUGCAGUCAAGGAAGAUGGGCUCGACAGAGGAAUUGGGCGACAAGCCUAAAAAGGGAGGCUUUAUCCGGCGCAUAUUUGGUGCAAACGGCACACAGACGUCGCAGCAGAACAACUACAUGAUCGGGUCUCCUUCGGUCCAGGAUAUUGGGUCGCCACGGAAUUUCAGACAGAUGGACGACUCUUUCAACACGUCGCAGGAAGAUAUCGAGGAGAGCAAGCCUGCGAGCGGUCUUUCGGCGAUGAUCAAGUCAAGAUCGUCCAACUUUUUGCGCGGAAACGCGUAUCCGUUGGGCAAGUCGUUGUACCAGUGCACGCUGCAGGAACGUGCCGAGCUGGAGCUGCGAACGGUGCCGUUCGUAUUCUCGUGCUGUUUAUCAGAAAUCGAGGCGCGUGGAAUACGGGAGGGAAUCUACAGAGUGAGCGGAUCGUCGGUAGCGAUUGACAAGAUCGAAAAAUAUUUCGAGACUGUGGAAGUCUCCAACGAAAAGGACGUUAGUAAGGCGCCAUCCGUCCUAGAAGGCGAUAUAAAUGCUGUGGCGGGAAUGCUAAAGAGAUACUUGAAGAAAAUUCCGGAUCCCGUGAUACCGUUCAAGAAUUAUGAACAAUUCAUCGAGGUGUCCAAGAUCCAGAACGAGGCAGGCAGGUUUGCAGGGCUAAAAACGUUGCUCAACGACCUGCCUGAGGCGAACUUUCUGGUGCUCUUCCAGCUAGCAAAACAUAUGGGCGUGGUGGUGCGCAACUCCAAAAUCACGAAGAUGACGUACAGCUCGCUGGCCACGGUGUUUGCGCCAACGCUGGCUCGCGACAACACGUUCAACCCGCAGCGAGAGAUUCUCGACAACGGAGCCAAGACCGCCGUGACCGAGUUUCUGUUCCGCCACCACGAGGAUCUUUUCAGGCGAGCCGUGGCCUAG
Molecule: messenger RNA, 2538 nt
Organism: Ogataea haglerorum
Lineage: Eukaryota; Fungi; Ascomycota; Pichiomycetes; Pichiales; Pichiaceae
Exons: 1
Coding region: 1-2538 (845 amino acids)
Biological process (GO): regulation of GTPase activity; signal transduction
Cellular component (GO): cytoplasm
Source: RefSeq, a predicted model, not a curated record